Molecule: messenger RNA, 459 nt
Organism: Arabis nemorensis
Lineage: Eukaryota; Viridiplantae; Streptophyta; Magnoliopsida; Brassicales; Brassicaceae
Source: the annotation of a GenBank genome assembly
AUGGGAAAGAUGGACAUUGACUAUCAGGUCCUCCAUGAUGCCUUCUUUAAGUACCAGACAAAGCAUAAACUGACAUUUCUUGGCGAACUGUAUUUUGAAGGGAAAGAAUUCGAGGUUAAGCUGAGGGAAAUGAAACCAGGAACUUUGUCACAUGACCUAAAAGAAGCUCUUGGUAUGCCCGAAGUGGACGAAUACGGGCGUCCCUUGUAUGGUGAUGUCUUAAGUGUUCAGCAGCAAGAUCAGCCUACCUAUGAGUGCUUGAAGAGAAAAGUGAAAACAUUGCUCCAGGAACAUUAUAAGGAACCAGUCACACUCAAGACAAGGCUGGAGCCAAAAGGUGACGGUUUGUGGUGUGGAGCACAGGUUGAUUUGCUGAGAGGACAAAAGACAAACCGAGUGGAUGUGAGUUUACAGCCAGAGGAGCUUGAAGCUAUGGUCAACGUUUCACCCACAAAGUAA